GCUCACAUGAAGCAGCGGCUCGCAUUUUCACACUCAGCCGUGUGUUUUUUGAAGCCUUUAGUCAGUGAUGCUGGACAGGAGGCCUGGUUAAUGUGCUGCAUGUUGUUGGCGGGUUAUUUGUGUGAGCAACAACACAACCGCUGCUAGUCUGGAGGGUCAUUUUCAGGAGACACAAUCAUCGAUAUGGGGUUUGUUUUUUGCAGGUACUGAGCUCUGAACUUAAGAUUUUCUUUCCCUGAGACAUGGAGACGAUAUGGCUCUACCAGUUUCGUCUGAUCGUCAUCGGAGACUCCACGGUCGGCAAGUCGUGUCUGAUCCGCAGGUUCACAGAGGGCCGCUUCGCCCAGGUGUCCGACCCCACCGUGGGGGUGGACUUCUUCUCCCGCCUGGUGGAGAUCGAGCCGGGAAAAAGGAUCAAGCUUCAGAUCUGGGACACAGCGGGACAGGAGAGGUUCAGGUCCAUCACCAGGGCCUACUACCGUAACUCUGUGGGUGGUCUCCUGCUGUUUGACAUCACGAACCGUCGCUCCUUCCAAAACGUUCAUAACUGGCUGGAGGAGGCUCAGAGCCACGUCCAGCCGCACAGCAUCGUCUUCCUGCUGGUGGGCCACAAGUGCGACCUUGAGGCCCAGCGUCAGGUGACCCAGCAGGAGGCCGAGAAGCUGGCAGGGGCCUUUGGGAUGCGAUACGUGGAGACAUCGGCGCGAGACGCCAUCAACGUGGAGAAGGCGUUUGUGGACCUGACGAGGGAAAUCUUUGAGCUGGUACGGAGCGGGGACAUCAAGAUCCAGGACGGCUGGGAGGGUGUCAAGAGCGGAUUUGUUCCUAACACCGUCCACUCCUCCGAGGAGGUCACCAAGGGCAGCCGGCAGUGCUUCUGCUGAUUUACCCAAGUGGACUCCAUUUGUAGAAGAUCCCUGUUUGGCUGCUCUCAGUCCAGUUUUUGGGACUCGUAAUGUUCCCCUGCUCAGUUACACACUUUACUUCUAUAUAUAAGACAUUAUUUUAUCAUUCGGGUGCCUGUUCAUGGCUCUGUCCAAAAUUAGGACACUUUGUCGAUGUUCUUAGCAGGUGUAGAAGCACAAGAAGCAUCUUAACUCCUCACUUUUCUGUGUGCAUGUGUGUGUAGCUGUAAUAACCCUGCUGUCUUUGCAGCUGUUACGAACACCUUAGCUUUACUCCACUUUUGGCCUUUCCUGAUGUGUACAGUUAUACUGCAGUGGCUGGUUCUGUUGUUGCCUCACAUCUCUAAAAGACUGUCAGUGUAGUGUGCGUUCAAUCAUGCGUCGACAUGAGUUUCAUUUAAAUCUGAAUCAGUGAUGCCAAGACUGAGCCACGACCUCUCUCCUUUUCAUGUAUAAUAUAUUGCAACCUUGUGUGGAGCAACAGCCUCACUGACUGAUUGUACAUGUGUGCUACAAAUCUGAGUGGCUUAACGCAUAAAGAGGGCGGAGGAUAAAGAAAACGUACUCCAGUUGAACCAAAGUUUGAGGCGCUGUCAUGUUUUGUGUAUCCGACUGCUGAAGAACGAGUUUGCACAGUGAAAAUGUUCAAUGCUGGAAGGAAAACGUGCUGUAGCUGCUCUCUGACGGCCUUUAUGACCCGAUCAUAGCAAGAGUUUUAUCAGUCUGGUGGGCACCCAGUGUGUGUUUACGGAAACAGGUAAGACACAACCCUAAAGCUUUUUGUAUGGAACCCCAAAUCAAAUAAUAAUGAAAAAAAAACAACAAACAUAAUGAAUCAUGUGAAUAAAUUGUGUAAAAUACAUGAAA
Molecule: messenger RNA, 1772 nt
Organism: Stegastes partitus (bicolor damselfish)
Lineage: Eukaryota; Metazoa; Chordata; Actinopteri; Pomacentridae
Product: ras-related protein Rab-39B-like
Exons: 4
Coding region: 243-884 (213 amino acids)
Biological process (GO): Rab protein signal transduction
Molecular function (GO): GTP binding; GTPase activity
Source: RefSeq, a predicted model, not a curated record